ACUUCAGUCAAGCAAUUUUACUGAAAACUCUAAUUUAAUCCCAUGGCAGAGAAAUUUCUUCUUAAUUCGUUUGCAUCUGUAAUUUAGUUUAAUGGAUGUUGCUGUUUUGGCUGCCCUAUCCCUGACAGCCAAGAGUCAGAUUAUACCCCGAUUGAACGUAUAUAAACGUUCAUCAGUGGAACCAUGUCAUUGUUGGUUGAACCUCAGUCUGAAUCCAAGAAGUGAAGCUUGCUUUAAUCACUUUUUAUGGGUCUUCAAAAAAAAGAGAAUUAUUCAACCAAAUCCCAGAUGGCAACUAUCAUGCCAAGUUCAACAAUGUUUGCCUUACUCUUUGAUUCUUGGGCCUCUUCAUGGGAUUUUGGAUAACAGCCGGGUGCAGAAUCUUCUGAGUGGGCUUCAGGGAAUUCAAUUCCAAGUUCGUGUUACUCUCUUUGACAUCAGUUACCGACACUUCUUUGGUCAAACAUGGAAAAGUCCAACAAAGGCAGUGAAAAAUGUAUCUGGACAAAUGCCCAAAGUGCCAUUUAAUGAGGCCAUUUAUUUUCACACCUCUCUCAAUCAUCCAAACAUUGUUGCUGUUGUGGAGGUUGCGGCUUUGGCACAAAAGAAGGGUUCAUCCGAGCAGACCAUAUCAUGUGGUUUUGGGAUUGUCCGUCUCUUUCCUGGACAGUCAGAUUCAACCCAGCCUGGGAUGAUCAAGCAGGAGAAAAGGUUGAAUCUUUUCCAUGGAACACCAAGAACACUGCUAAAUCCUGAAUUGCUUGAGCCAACUGAACAGAGUAAAUUUCUGACACCGAUUGAAGGAGCUCAUAUAAAGUACUCCUUCUGUCCACAUCCAGCACUGGAACAGGUGAUGCAUCUACUGCCACAGAACCUCCUGGUUAGUGGUAGUGACACAAUCCCAGGAGUGGUUCAGCCUGUGGCAGACAUAGCUGACUGCCUGUGGGAGCCACGUUUGCAGAAAAACAUAUCCUGCUACUUAGACAAGGUUUCCUUAAGCCUAUACCCUACCCUUGAUGUCUUUGAAGAAGAAUUACUCAACCUCCUUAAUGCAGAUAGGCUAACCAGGGAAGACACUGGACCAGAUGGGAAUGCAGUUGUAAUUCAGGAGCGGCGACUACAUGUUGGUGUUCACAAUGGAUGGACAUUUGUGGCCAAGCCACAGGUGGUGGUAGUUGAGCCAGUAGCAGAGGGACUUUCCCGUGGAAGGAGUGGCAGUUUUUCCAAUAGACGAAACUCAGUUACCCAGAGCAGCUCUUCUGGUCAGCAAACAAUGCUGCUGCUAAGAAGCCAGCUUCACCUUAAUGAGAUGGUGAAACAUCCUGCAUUUGUGAUUACCUUUCAACUUGAAUAUGUCUUCUCAACUGUAACAGGUGGCGACAUCAAGGCACUGGCAUCCUCGAAGACCGCCUUUAUGCACUCCAUCCGUUGGGCUGUUUGGAGCCCGUUUGAAAAGCCUGGAAACUCAGAGGUUUGCAUCAGCCUUCAAGGAGGACCCCUGCCCAACCCCAACAAUGUAAUGGUAUACAAGACUUCAGGAGCUGAAUCAAGUACCCCUGGGGUAAAAGCAGUCAAAGGUGGUGUGCUUAAAUUUUAUUUCGCACAGCAAGAAAGACAUCCAGCAAGUCCUGCUCAUGAAAUGUCCCAGCAGAAGAUUACUCAAUCUCCAUCUCAGAGGCGGAUUACUUCUCAGCUCAUGUCUUCUCCACCGGAGACACCACCUGGCCCUGCUCUCUCGAUGUCUCAGCUUUCUACAUCAGCACAGUACCCGAAGGCCAAGGAUACCACGCGAUCUCAAUACAAGCAGCUUCAGCCAACUGCAAAGGACCUUCCUUAUGUAACUAGUAUUGUCCACCUGGAGGCAGACCUGAGUCAAUCUGCCAUUGUGCCGGAACCCUCUGAAGCUGAUCAACUACAAGAGCUUCCUUUUGCUCCUGUUCAUGCUCCUGUCAUUACCUUGGGACCUCAUAUUUCAAGCUCAAGUGCUACUAUGUCCAGGAGGUCUCUGGCACAGUUUCACACUUCUGGCUUUCCUGACAUUCUGGAUUGUCAUAGUGAGAGAGCAGAAGUCACCCACCCAUCUGACCCAGUCAGCUUUGAUCCUCUACAAGAAGAAGGAGACUUUCUUCAGUCUAAUGAGAUUGUCCUGCAGUUUCUUGCUUUCACAAGGCUUCCACAGGAAGGACAACAGAUGGACUGGCCCAAAAGCAUUUAUUUUACCUUCCAGUUUUAUCGAUUCCCUGCAGUAACUACACAGAGGCUUCUCCUUGUGAAGCCAGAUGGGUCAGGCUGUAGCACUGGGGACCACCCACCCUGUGUCCUCCUUCAAGUUAACAAAGAUGGAACAAUUUGCACAGGAUCCCCUGGUUUGCAGUUAAAGUACAUGGUCAACCCCAGCUUCCUGAAGCCAGGAGAAAAACGCUGUUUCAUAGAUUACAUUGCCUUUCACCCACUACAGAUAGAUGCGUGGGAUGCUGAUUCCCUGCUUUUGAUAGGCUCUACAUCUGUCACACUUAAGCACUUACUGCGACAAGGGAGACCAGCAGUGCAAGUGACCCAUGAGUUAGACAUUGUCUCAACUGACUAUGUUCAGGACUUAACAGCCUUCAGAAAUGAUAGCCUACACCAGGCAUCUGUCCAGCCCUACAAUGUGUCUAUCAUUGUCAAGGGGAGACUGAAUCUUCGCUUGGGGAAUGUCGGACAUCUUGCUGAUCACCAGGGAAGUCGUAGUGAUACCCUUCCGCCAUCCACCUCAAGGGUCAUCUCUGCUUAUGAUAGGACCAUCAGCUUUCCAGGGGGAAGUCUGUCAUCUCUUGGGCUCAGUCACUUAAACGCAAAGAACACCUGUCGAGCACGGCGGCUUGCUGACACUGAUGCAGAACUAGCAUCCAUGCUCUCCAGUCGGAUGAAAGAGGCAAAUAUCGCUCUUCAGCACAUAAGCCAAGAAUCAGACAAGAUCCAUCAGAGAAAACUAGAACGGAUGGUGGCUGUGCGGCAGUUAGAGUCAGAUAAAAACCAAAGUGAAGUGAAAUCAUUCAUCAUGACACGCCGAGAAGAACGCAUUCAGCACUUGAAGGACUUGCAGCUAAUUGAAGCCUAUAGAGAACGUAGCAAGACAGAAAAUAUAACCAGCAUGCUGAGUCAUGCCAUUACUACACAGCAUACCAUCUAUGCCUCACUGGGCAAUGCACAGUUUUUUGAGUUUGCCCUGAAAAACCCUUUUAACGUUCAACAUACUAUAACAAUCACCUGCAAAGACCCAGAGCUAAGUGUGAUUGUGGACUCCAGGGAAUGGAGGUACUUUAAGGAAUUGACCAAAACCCUGACACCUUUGGAAGAAGACAUGUUUUAUCUUAAAGGAAACACCCUAUAUCCCCAAGUCUAUCUCCGUCCUAAAGAGACCAUCUACAUACCAUUUAAGUAUCAAAGAUUUUCAGCAGAUCACACAGUCUUAGGCCAGGGGCCAGCAGGUCUUCCAUCUAGUCACAGUACUGAUGUUGCACUGAGGCAGCUGCUGAAAGACGUCCAGCCUAAGAUAAUUAAGAUAUUCUUUAGGACAGAAGAUGAAAAGCCCUUGGCAAUCUGCCAGGUGAAUGUGGAGACUACACCACAUGUUGUAGACCAGACUUUCCGAUUCUACCACCCUGAGCUUACAUUCCUGAAAAAAUCUAUACGCCUGCCACCCUGGCACACCCCACCUGGUGCUCCAGCUGGGAUGUCUGUUGGAGAACCGCAGGUGCAUGUGAGGUGCAGUGACCCGAAUGUCAUUUGCAAAACCCAUGCAAUGCCCCCUGGAGAGCCACAGGAUGUAUUCUUGAAAGUUGCUGCUGGUCCCAGUCCUCAGAUUAAGAAAUUCUUCAUCAUAAUAUACACAGAUCCAUGGAUGGCGGUCCCUUUUCAGAUCUGGCAGUUGUAUGUACACUUUUUGCAGCGUAUGGAUGUCAGCUGUGUUACAGGACAGACAAGCCGACUCUCUCUGGUACUCAGAGGUACUCAGGCUGUGAGGAAAGUCAGGUGCUAUACAUCUCAUCCUCAGGAGCUCCAGACUGAUCCAGCAGAAACCUUUGUUCUUCCACCGGGUGCUGUGCAGGAUCUGCAUGUCAGAGUUUGCCCCCGCCGGGAAGGUAGCAAGUUCAUCUACUUGAAUGUGGUUGAUGUGGAUUAUCAUCAUCUGGUUGCUUCCUGGCUGGUCUGUGUGUCAUCAAGGCAGCCUCUUAUUUCUAAGGCUUUUGAAAUCUCUAUCCCUGUGGGAGGUGGAAAGGGGAGCAACAAGAAAAUUACCUACACAAAUCCAUAUCCCACCAGGAGAGCUUACUUUUUACGCACAAACCGCUCUGAUCUGCUGCAGUUUAAGGAGGAUGCCUUUGAGACUGGAGGAGGGGAGUCAUAUACUAUUGGUCUGCGUUUCGCACCCAGUCAGUGUCCAGGUGUUGAGGAGAUUCUCAUUUAUAUCAAUGAUCAAGAGGAUAAGAAUGAGGAAACCUUCUGCGUCAAGGUCAUCUAUUUCUAAACAGACAACAUUGUGGAACAUUCUUGUCUGGCAUUAAUAUUUCUCACCUUUUUAUCAGAAAAAUCUUUGAUAGAUGAAGGGCAACAUAAUCAAAUUUGCAUUUCUGUUCAUUGGUAGGCGUCAUAUGCCUUAAAGGAGACAUUGAUUAUGUAACCCUUGGUUUACAUUUGUUUUUAUCUGCUUUGCAGCAGGUUUCUGUACUCCCAUAAAACUAUACAGGUAGUUGAGUUGAGUACGGGACUGUGCAAAGGUCUGUUAAAAAUUGCUUGAAUUUACCUGAUUGGUUUUAUUGUAAAUGGUAAUUGUAGCAACUGCUGAAAUAGAGUUGGGGAACUUCAAAUUAUGUUUGCUGAUGACUCUCGGUCAAAAUGAUGUUGUAUGAAAUGCUGUUUUAAUGAUUGAACAAUCAUUUGUACUUGGAUUAUAAGUAUAGUGGAAAUUGAUUCAUUUUAAAGGUCAUAUGAUGCUAGUAAAAUGAAAUUUAAGUAAGUAACAUGAGUAGCGUGUUACCUUGUUACUCUCAGAAUAUUUUCAGACACGUGUAUGAAUAUGUCCAAAUAUGGUACAAAGUCUGAGAGUCAGCUAAUUGUUUCCAAUGUUGUCAAUGCUUACUUAUCUCUGCUCUUAAAAAGGCACUGAAGCCUAACAUCUUCCCUUCUAAACUGACAAUACUAUACUUCUCAGUAAAAUAAAUUCUAAUUAUCAUGACUCAGAGGCUUAUGAGCGGAGGGGCCCUUGCUGUGCAGUUUGCAAGGCAGCUUUAGUGAGAACUUUCUCCUGUCUUGGGGUUUCCUGUUGAUCGGUUUCAGUAAAAUACUGAGAAUGAGACAAAUUUGGAAAAAUAUUUUAUCAUUUUAUUUAUUAAAUAAAGAUAAUCUGACUACAUUUUUAUUAUAUAUAUUUUUUUACACAAAUGCAGGAUAUAACAUGCCCAAUUGUGUAUGUAAUUAAAAAUGCGGAAUACAUUGAAAUUCAGAAGAUUAUAAAUCAAACAAUAUGGCUUUUUCCAUUUUAAACCUUAAAGUAUUUAUAUAUGUAUGCAUGUAAA
Erpetoichthys calabaricus (reedfish) is the source of this 5558-nucleotide messenger RNA. RefSeq names its product nephronophthisis 4 (gene nphp4). Gene Ontology annotation, biological process: protein localization to ciliary transition zone; negative regulation of canonical Wnt signaling pathway. The record is from RefSeq and is a predicted model, not a curated record. The coding region runs from base 92 to 4510 and encodes 1472 amino acids. Gene Ontology annotation, cellular component: ciliary basal body; cytoskeleton; ciliary transition zone. NCBI's taxonomy places the organism in Eukaryota, Metazoa, Chordata, Cladistia, Polypteriformes, Polypteridae. The transcript is spliced from 29 exons.